CCAUUUCCGCUCUACAUAUGUGUUCUUCCUGGUUGUUGAUUCGUCUGUGAAAGUAGCAGCAUUUCGGCCAUGAGCAAGUUCCAGUAGAAUGCACGCGACGUUUGGAAAUAACACCAAAUAGCGUGAAAUCUAUGUAGAUGCGCGCGCGCUUUUUGCUGCCAAAGCGUGUCGUUUUGCGCUGAAGGAUUCGUGCAAUGCAGUGUUCAUUUUGAUGAAGUCCAAAAUGCCCGACUGCUGUGCCGCAGCAAACUGCAAGCAGAGUACGGACCAGUCCAACGUUUCCUUCUUUAGGUUCCCGCAGGAUCCCGUUCGAUGUAAACAAUGGGUGGGUAAGUGCCACAGACCAGAUCUGGAGACCAAAACACCUGAAGAUUUACACAGCAACUACAGAUUGUGCUCCAAACACUUUGAGACCUCAAUGAUAUGCCAGCAAAGCUCUCAGAAAUCUGUUUUGAAGGAUGAUGCCGUUCCCACUAUAUUUGAUUUUGCAACCAACCAGGACAAUGCACAAACUAGCAACAGAAAAAGGACACGGGAGAAAAUAGGAGAGGAGCCUGUUGCCACAAAGAAAACUAAAGGUACCACCAAUAACUCAAACCCCUCUGUGCCAGAGGCAGAAGAUAAAGUUGAGGGUGAUUCAGCUGAGAACAGCGAGAAACACAAUCCUCCUGCACAUGAUGAAUCAGAGAAGGAGGAUCCUGCUUUUUCCAAAGCGAAGGAAAUUUUGAAAGACUACUUCAAGGAGACUUUAGCCUUCACUGGUUUUAGCAUCACCAACAGUGCAUCUCUUAACGCUGUUAAACCACUGGGGAAUGACCCAGCUAGGCCACUCUCUGUCAACACCAUAUGCGCAGAGAAGAUUGACCAAAAAGAAGUGCUCACCUUAGGUGAGGAUGUGAUGCGUGAGGAGAUCCGCAAUAGCUUGCGCCUUGCACGCUUCUUUUCCAUACUUCUUCAAGACAGAGUAAGCAUUGAGGGCAAGGACCAGAUUCCUGUGUUUAUCCGCUCAGUCACUGGUGAAGGCUUUCCACAGAAACACCUCAUGGGAUUCCUUCCUUGCGAUGUUGACUCUGACACUCUGUUCCUUAUGCUUAUAUCUGAGAUCCGGAACAAGUGGGGCCUGCGGAUGGAGCACUGUCGCGGCUUCACCUACCUGUCAUCAGGUGCCAUGUGUCAGAAACUGAAGGAGCUCUCCUGCAGGAUGCUGCGGGAUUUUCCACAGGUAGUUUUGUCCCCCAGUGAGCCUUAUGCCUUCAAUGUGUGGUUGAUUCGCUCCAUGCCCAUCCUUCCAAUUCAGGACGUUGUUGAUACUGUAGAGCAGGUUGCUGCCGUUAUUAGGCAGUCAGAAACUCUGGCAAAGAAACUGGAUGCCAAGAUCACUGCUUCAUACAGCCACAUCAAAGGCGAAGUGGACAGAGUGAAGGAGUCUUGUCAGAACCAAUGGGAAUAUGCCACCGAUGCUUUCCAGACAAUGCUUGAUAUCUUGGAGCCGCUUUUGAGCAGCAUUGGAGAGAUGUGCACCAGUGCCCUUUCAGAUGUAGACACAGACACCAUCGUAGUGCUUCUAAUGCUAAAAGAGAAGCUGAAGAACUUUGAUUUCAUCAUUACACUUGUGGUCUUGAAGAACACACUGUGUUGUGUAAGCAUCCUGAACCCCAGCCUCAGGGGAAUAAUCAGCAUCAGCAGCACGUUGCAGUACACCAUCUCUAACGCCUUGAAGCUUCUAACCAAACAUAUGCAGGAGAUCGCCAUUUUUCACAGAAAGUGGUUCUCUGAUGCAGUGGGCAGAGCCAAGAAGUUGGGGGUGCCAGUCAGUCUGCCAGUGGAGAUGGUGACAAAUGGUGAUGGUGCAGAGAAACCACAAGCCUCUUUGGAGGAUUACUACAGGGAAGCACUGAGCAAGAAGGUUUUACAAUACCUUGUUGAUGAAGUCAAAAGAGUGCUAGGUACUGAAAUGGCAAGAAUCCUCAGAUGGUUGUCAUUGGUGCCCUCAUACAUGGCUGACCACAAUUUUAGCAUCCGCAAAGACAAAGUUGCUGAUGCUAACCUGAAUAACUUGGCUCGUCCUGACUCCUUUUACGAUGAGCUGGGCUGUUGGGAAGUGAAAUGGCGACAUGCUAGCAAGCGAAGGAUUCUUCCCACAAGUGUGUUUGCUACCCUCAAGAUCCCAGAUAUAGGCUUUUACCCAAAUGUACAGAGCCUGUUGAGAGUGCUGGGCACCAUCCCUUGUGUCCGUGCAGAAUCUGAUGUGUAUGGGCACUAUGACAUGGUGUUGGGCCGCUAUCAGUCCUACAUGAAAGAAGUACAAGUGGAAAAGAGACUGAGCAAUAUGGCCUUUGUUUAUGUCAAUCAAGAUGUCCACUUCAGCAUUGAGGAAAUGGUGGAGGCGUAUGUGAAGAAAUAUCCAGAAAUCCUGCAGCUAUUACACGAAGAUGAUGUAAUGGAAGUACAACCAUCAGUUCCUGAAACCAGUGCAAAUGACGCCUCUAAAGAAGAUACAGAAGAACCAAGAGAGAUGACUUUAAAUAUGGACAUUGAGAGACAGAAACCGCCUGAGUGUGCAGAAACUGACAAAGAGGCAUUAAAAUCUGCAUUACAGACCGCUGUCACGGCAGCAUACGGCAGGCAAAGCAGACACACUCAGGGUGAUCAAGAUCAGGAAGUAGAAUAUGUGACCAAAUCCGAGAUGAAUGAAGUCCUUAAAGUGUGUGAGGAUGUUGUAAGGGAAAGGAUUCUUUCAGAGCUCGGAAAUUCAUUCUUCUCCCUGUUUAUCGACCGAGUUGUCAGAUUGGGAGAGACAGACUACUUACCCAUGUUCAUCAGAUUUGUUGACAGUUUUGAUGUCAUGCGCCUUGAGCUUCUGGGUUUUAUUGAGGUUACUCAUGACACUGAGGCCAUGUGCGAACGGCUUUUUGAUGUUGUCAUCAAAGAGUGGAAUCUCGAUUUGAGCUACUGCAGAGGUCAAGCUUACCUUGGCUCUGGGGAAGUGUCCUACAAGCUCAAGGCCUUUGCAUGUAAAAUACAGGAGCAGUAUCCUCUUGCUAUAUGCACACACUGCUCAUGUUACUCUUUCAAUACCUGGUGGUCAAGGUCAGUUCCAGUAGCUGCAGUCAUCAGAGCCAUAGACACCUUAGAGGAGAUAGUGUCAUUCUUCCACGGCAUGCCUGCCCUCGAGAAACAGUUAGAUCAAGUCUUAGCCAUAGGCCUAAGAGAGAGCUAUGAGAAAAUCCAUGAGCUUCAAGGAAAGUUCUGCUCCUCUUGGCUUGAGAAACACGACUCUUAUGAAGUCUUCGCUCAGAUUCUGGAGCCUCUGGUAGAUUGGCUUGAAAAUAUUGAUAACUGCCAACCACAAAGAUGGAGUUUGGCAGUAUCCAACCGAGCCAAGAGACUACUUCAGUUAAUAAGGGACUUUGAUUUCAUUGUAGCAAUUGUUGCGCUAAAAAAUGCCUCAUCCUUCACCAGAGAACUGAGUGCAGCAUUACAGAAAGACCAUUUUAGUGCUGCCUCACAGCUUAGCCAGAUCAGUGGUAUUGUGGCCACGCUUAACAGAGUGAAAACCAACAUCAAGGUUUUCCAUCAGAAUUGGUUUGAUGAAGCUUCUUGUUUUGCUCAGAGUCUGGGUGUGCAGGUUAAAGUGCCUGAUAGUGUGAUUGUUCCAAGGGACAGCCUUUUGAAGCCAGGUUCAUACUAUAAAGACACAAUGAGUGUCCCUUUAGUUGACCACCUUAUAAACAUGGUGAAAGACUAUUUCUCUGAUGACCACAAAGAGGCUCUCAACUUAUUGUCCUUGGUCCCAUGCUCUGUGACAAUGAGCUAUGUUUUUGAAACGCUCAAGUCAAAACCUCCAUUGUACAUUGGUGACCUUCCCGAUCCUGACAACUUCUUCACGGAGCUAAGCUGCUGGAAAGUGAAGUGGAAAACAAAAGUGGUUAGUGUAACCAUACCAGAGACCAUUUUUCAGACUCUGCGUCUACCCCUCAUGCAGUACUUUGUAAACAUCAACACAUUGCUGAAGAUAAUGUGUGUGUUGCCAAGCACAGCUUUGGAAUAUUGUGGUGAGGUGAAGCGCCACAAAAUGUAUCAAGACUACUUGAGCAACACCCCACCUAUGGACAGAUCGCCCUGUUUGGCCGUGCUUCAGGUGGGCACUGACUUUAACAGAGACCUAGACCGAAUGGUUGCUCAGUGCUUAAAGCUCACACCUAAGACACUGGAGGGCAUUUGCCUGGACAAAGAAUCCAAAACCUUAGGAAGGACUGUUGAAAUAAAAACAGAAGAUGACACCCACAUGGAUGAAGUAGAGGACAGGGAAGCUCAGCAGGACAAAGACUCCAGAAUACUUGUGGUGAAUUCUGAGAUAACAGGCAGUGAAGCAGAAAUCUACAAAGAGGGAGCAGAGAGCAUAGAGACUCAGCAGCAGUCUGAAAACAUAGAAGUGGUUGCUGGUUGCGCGGAAGUGGCUGCUGAGGAGCAGCGUGAAAAGGUUGAAGAAGCGGAGCAGGUUCCAGAUGAGAAUGGCCAUUCUGUUGAACCAGCUGACAACAUAAAAAACUGUGAAGAAGUCUUUAAACAGGCAGCUAUGCUUGCAAGGAGAAACUGCUCAUUGAUCGACCUUGAUAAACCAGAGCAAGAUGCUGUUGUUCAGAAACUUGCCUUAUGUCAUUGGGUAAAGGAGGAAGGGACAUCGUUUUCAGAGGGAGAAAUGUUACAAAGUAUUGUGAAGGCCAUACGAGAAACAAUCCUCAAUGAAGUUCAGGACUCUCCUUUCUUUUCCAUCAUCACUGAUAGAGCUAUUUCAGUGGGUGAGGCGAAGUUCCUACCGGUCUUUGUUAGAUAUGUGAAUGACUGCAUACCUAAAGUGGAGCUUAUAGGAUUUCUGCCCUUUGAUGAAAGCUCUGAUGUGGAUUUGCAAGCUAAGGCUCUUUCAGCAACACUUGAAGAUGAGUGGGGACUUCAGAUGGGCUGCUGUCGCGGCCAGUCCAUCAUGUGCUUUGGUACGGGGAGCAAAAGUCUCAGGAAGAUGGCUUUGGGUUUUUUAGAGAGCUAUCCAUUAGCUGUGAACACUCCCAGUGAGUCUUGUGGACUUGCUUAUUGGCUGGCUUUAAGCCUACAAAAUGCAUCCAUUACAAAGGUUCUAGAGACAGCUGAGGAUCUAUUACAGUUUUUUGACCAGUCACCCAAAUUAGAGAGUGAGCUUGCCAAGACCAUGGAUGGGCUACUGAAUACCCCACGGGAAGCACUUGCAGAGGUCCCAGAGACCUGCCUGUCCAGAUGGAAGAAGAGAGAAGACUUCUUUGAUAUUUUGGUGGACAUGCUGGAGGGAGUCCUGAACUGCUUAGAUUCUGUGAGCACCAACUCCAGUGGGUCAUGGAGUGAUAGCAUGUCACUGCAUUCCCAGAUCCUGUCCACAGCUCUUAGACAGGUUGAUUUUAUCAUCCCCCUAGUGAUCUUGAAAAAUGCCUGUGCACCCUUAAGGAAUUGCAGCACUGUGUUUCGCUGUGGAAACCCUGCUGACAUUAUUUGCGAGCUUGAGAAGAUUAUGCCAAUAAUAGAUACAUUUAGCAAGAUGUUGGACAAUGUGAGUGCGGUGCAUUCUGUCUGGUUUGAGGAGGCAGUGGAGCUUGCAACUAAAGUCAUGGGAUUGCUGUCAUAUGCAGAAUCUGUCAGUGGCUAUGAUUCACCAGAAACAUCUUACAUGGAAGCAGUUAGCUUACCAGUUCUAAAUGGUUUGAUUGAAGAAAUGAAGUUUAACUUCUCAGAGAAUCACCUAAAAGCCCUGAAAGUUUUGUCCCUUUUGCCAACGUGCAACCCUCUGCCUAUUCUCCCAGAAUCCACAGAAAAACUGCACACUAUAUACCUGAGUGAUCUCCCUGAGCCAGAAACAGCAGAAGAAAACAUCAACACCUGGGCCAUGGUAUGGAGGGAGAAGUAUCAAGAUGUUUGUCCUCCUACCUCCAUCUCUGAGACAUUGCUCCAUAAUGAAGCUAAAAACCUUCCAAAUGUUGCAACCCUUCUUAAGCUUGCGGCGGUGCUGCCCAGCAUUAGCAUGGAGUGCGAUCUAAUGAAGACAACGCUAAACUCUUUGAGGACCUUACUCCGAGAUGGUAUCUUCAACAGGGGCAGUAAGACUGAUGCAGUGAUGCUUCUUAUGCAUCGCCAGACACUACAGAGCCUGGAAGAGGUGAUCGAGAAAUGCAUGGCGGGUGAUCCAGAAAGUAAUAAAUUUCUUGCUCAGGUAAAGUCAAGAGUUAAUCACCUGAGAAUGGAAGGUGAGGUGAUUGCCAUGGCUCCACAGGAGAUGGUUGUAGAUACAAAUGAUUCUGAUUAUCCACAAGAGGCAAAUGUUUGUGGAAUCGACGCCAAACCUGCUGCUCCAGAGGAAAUUCUUGUGGAAACCAAUGACUCUAGUGAAAUAGAAAGAGCUGAAGAAAAUACACCUGACCAGCCAUCAUCUUUAACAGUUAGCAGCUCAGACAAAGCCACAACUGCAGCUCAAGUCAUCCCUGCAUGCAGCUCUCUGCCAACCAGCACACCUGACCAACCAACAGAAUCUGUCCAAGAUGCCGCUAUGCAGUCUACAGCAGCCGAACAUGAUAGAAGUGAUCAACUGAUCGCACUUGUUCAAGAUCUAAAUGAUAGGUCUGAAGUACUUGAUCAGUGUGGAAUUGGUCUACCAGUAACAGGGGAUCAAAUAGUUACUAAUCAAGGUGGAACUGAGCAGUCCAAUGAAGAAGAGCCAGUUAGCACUGUUCAGUCCGUAUCAGCUAAUCAAAGUGAAGCUGAUCAACCUAUGGAAGUUGAUCAGUUUGUUGCCACAGAACCAGGUGAAACUGACCAGCCAGCAACAGAGGAACUAAGUGUACCUGAUCAGUUCACGGCAGUUGCUCAAGUUGAUACUGAUUCCACCAUAGUUGCUCAAGAUGAAGGUUGUCACACAGUAACAGGCUUAGCAGAUGGUCAGUUUGUGUCAGAGGAUCAGAGUGAAUCUGUUCAGCUCAUGUCAGUUGAUCACAGUGUAAAUAAGUUAGAGUCGGUCCUUCAAAGCGAAACUGAUCAACCCAUGGAAAUUGAUGUGAGUGGAAAUGAUCCAUAUGUAGUUGAAGAUCAGGGUGGAAAUGGCCAGCCAGAAACAGGGGAACAGUGUGUAGUUGAGCAGUUGGAAGAUAGUCCAGUUGAAACUGAUCAGUCUAUUGUAAAAGUUCAGGAUGAAGCUUGUCAGUUAUUAACAGUGAUGUCAGGUGAAGGAGAAACUGGUCAAUUGGUAUCAGUGGAACAAAUUGGAUCUCAUGAUCUUGAGGCUGUUGAUAACUCUGGAAAUGAUUGUUCUGUAGCAGCAGGUCAGGACAAAACCGGUCAGUCAGUAACUGAAGAUCAGAUUGUAAAGGAUCGGUUUUUGUCAGAUGGUCAAUUUGAAACUGUAAAUUUAGUAGUAAAAAGUCAAGAUUCUGUUCAGACAGAGCAUGAAUUAGCAAAUGAAGGUGAGUUAAUAUCAGAAGAUCAAAGUGAAUCUCAUGAGCUCAUGGUAGUUGACUCUGGAAAAGACCAGUCUCUAACAUCAGCUCACAUUGUAACUGGUCAGUCAGAAAUGGGAGACCAAAGUGUAACAGAAGAAUUCUUAGUAGUUGGUCAAGUUGAAAAUGAUCAUUCCAUAGAAGAGGAUCAAGAUGAGACUGAGACGACGGAAACUGAGUUCCCAAGUGAAGGUGAAACUAGUCAGUUAGUAUCCGGAGAUCAAAAUGUAUCUGAUCAGCUUAUGGUAGUUGACUCUGGAAAUGAUCAGUCUGUAACAGCAGAUCACAGUGUAACUGGUCAGUCAGAAAUAGGAGACCCAAGUGUAACAGAACAGUUCAUAGUAAUUGGUCAAGUUGAAAAUGAUUAUUCGGUAGUAGAAGAUCAAGAUAAAACCGGACAGACAGAAACUGGGUUCCCAAGUGAAGGUGAAACUAGUCAGUUAGUAUCCGGUGAUCAAAAUGUAUCUGAUCAGCUCAUGGUAGAUGACGACUCUGGAAAUGAUCAGUCUGUAACACCAGAUCAAAGUGUAACUGGUCAGUCAGAAAUAGGAGACCCAAGUGUAACAGAACAGUUCAUAGUAGUUGGUCAAGUCGAAAAUGAUCAUUCGAUAGUAGAAGAUCAAGAUAAUACCGGUCAGACAGAAACUGGGUUCCCAAGUGAAGGUGAAACUAGUCAGUUAGUAUUAGGAGAUCAAAAUGUAUCUGAUCAGCUCAUGGUAGAUGACGACUCUGGAAAUGAUCCAUCUGUAACAGCAGAUCAAGAUGUAACCUGUCAGUCAGUUACAGAAGAUCAAAGUGUACCUGAUCAAUUUAUAGCAGUUGGUCAAGUUGAGUCAGAUCAAUCUGUAGUUGAAGGUAAAAAUGAAACCGCUCCGAAAGAAACUAUAUUACCAAACAAAGUUGGAACUAGUCAGUUAAUAUUGGAGGAUCAAUGUGGAGCUGAUCAGCUCAUGGUUGUUGAUUCUGGAAAUGAAGAGUCUGUAACAGUAGAUCAUAGUGGAACUGGUCAGUCUGUCUUACCAAAUGAAGUUGGAACUAAUCAGUUAGUUUUGGGAGAUCGUGGAUCUGAUGAGCUCAUGGUUGUUGAGUCUGGAAAUGAUCAGUCUGUAACAGUAGAGCAAGGUGGAACUGAUCAGUCAUCACCAGAUCAAACUGUAACUGAUACAUUUGUGGAAGUUGCAGCUUAUCAGCCUAUAGUAGAACAUCAAAGUGGAUUUGGGUUAGAAGAUGGAAGUGGAACUUGUCAGAUGGCAUCAGGGAAUCAAAGUGGAAAUGAUCAGCUUGUGGCAGAUGAACCCUGUGGAAAUGAUCAGUCUGUAGUAGAAUCUCAAGGUGAAACUGUUCUUGCAGUUGCAUUGAAUCAAAGUGUACCUGAUCAGUCUGUGGAACUCAGUCAAGGUGGAAAUGAUCAGAUAGUACCAGGGAAUCAAAGUGAAACUGAUCAGUCCAACAUAGAUCAGGUUGGCCUUCAGCAGCCCAAAGAAGCUACAGAUUGUGGCACAGAUCAGUUCAGUUCAGUGGCUCCAGAUUGCUCAGAGCAAGAAACAGCAACAGUACACAUUUGCCUUGAUCAGUCCUCUGCAAUAACUCCAAGUGUUACUGACCAUUGCACACCUGAUUCACCUGAGGAUAUUACUGAUCACCCCAUGGCAGCAGAAUCUGAAGGCACAGUCCAGUCUGGAGUAAAAGCUCAAGAUAGUGCAAACCAAGUAGUUACCCUGGAUGGCACUGGACUACAAAAAAUAGUUUUUACCCCCUACGAUGCUGUUGCUCGAGAGGAAUUGCUCAAGGAACUGUGCAACAUAAAGUUCUUUUCCAUAGUCACUGAGGGAGAGUUUACAAUCGAUGGCCAACCAUACAUCUCUGUAGGAAUACACUACCUUAACAAACAAGACAUCAAGUGUGAAAAUAUGUUGGCCUUUAUCCCGCUUUCCACAAACAUUACUUCAUUCAUUGAUACACUCACCAUCGCUCUUUCUGAGAAGUGGGGUUUGAACUUAGCACUUUGUAGAAGUCAAACCUUGGCAAGACCAGGUGCCUCAGUCUCUCAGAUGACACAGGCUUCAGCUUUGCUUUCCCAGAGACUCCCUCAUGCUUUCAUUUUCCCGAACCUUCUAACUCCAAAAUCUUUGCUAGCCAGUUUGUCCUCCCUGAGAGAGAUAUCUCAUAGUUUUGAGUUUUUGGAGCAGCUCUUCAUGUGGUUCUCUGAGGAUAUUCAACGACGUGUACGACUAGAGGAUGCUGUUGUACAUUUGUUCCAGGAGGACGAAAGGAAGGCCAGUGAGCUGAAAGCCAAGAUCAGCAGCAAUCAAUUGGCAAUGAGCCAUGAAGUUCUGGAACUCACUACAGAAAUUCUAGAGGCCAUCGUCUUUUGCUUGAAUGAGAUGAAAGGGAACCAAGAUAAUGAGGCAAACACAGCACAGGCUCUGAGCUUCCUUUCUGCUAUCCAAAACUUUGAUUUCAUAUUGACAGUUGUGAUUAUGAAAAACAUCUUGAGCCUCACCAAAAGCAUAAGCCUGAGUCUUCAGGGAAAUUCCUAUGAUGUGUAUCAAGCUGUAAACCGAGUGUCUGAUCUGCUGCCCUCUCUCAGUGAAAUGAAGAACAGUAUUGACUCACAUCAUCAAACCUGGUUUCAAGAGGCUGUUGCUUUGGCUUCUAAGCAGGUACCUUCACUACAACCACCCUUAAAUGUGCACUACAGAGAGGACAUCAGUAAAGGGGCCAUUGAGCACUGUAUUGCUGAGAUGGAAGGACUCUCCCAGGAUGUUCUGUCUGCUGUUCGCUGCUUGCAGGUUGUGCCUUAUGUCAUGUCCAAAGUGGAAGGAUGCUGCAACGACUCUGAGUUGUUCAAGGUGUUCCAAGAUGUCUUACCUGACCCAAACUCCUUCCAGGAUGAGCUGCAGAGAUGGAGGGACAGGUGGCAAGACUGUAUUGCCAGUCAUCAACACCUACCUGACACUGUUCUCGGCACUCUCAAAACUUCAGACAUUGAGUCUUUUCCCAACAUUUCAACUAUCCUUAGGCUCCUGGCAGUCCUGCCCAUCUCCAGCACGCAGAGUAGCUUCACACAGGGAAAGAUGAAAUCUGAGCUGUACCCUCUGUAGUACGCUUGGCUUAGCUAGCUGCCCCCGAACAAGCUGUCUAAUAGGAUGUCAUACACUGCUGAAACUUCAGAAUGUCCCACUGUAUUCUCUAAACUGUAGAUCACAUCUGACUGUAGGUUUCAGUAUGUUUAUUUUAUUAGUUGAAUUAGACCUGUACACUCUAAGUAUAAUCAACAAUGGUUUUAUUGAUGUUUUGUCUUUUUUUUUAUUAUUUGUUUUCCUUUUAUGUAAGUGGCAUGGAAAAAGAGGACUGCCAAUUGGGACCAAUGUCUUGCCAAAAAAAAAAAGAAAGAAUAGGAUGCCCUUGGGGGGCCUUACUGUUUCGUGCCUUUAUGCAAAAACCCUACAUAACACUUUGAAUCAUUUGACACAAAAAGUCUGGAUGGUCACUUUCACAUCACACUUUUUGGAAAUUUCCUAAUAUCUUCAGGAACUUUUAAAGACUUCAAAUCAUAUAAAUAUUCUGAGAUGCAUUGUGAGGGAAAAGAAAAUUGUGUUUUAUCGCAAUGAAUUAUAACUGUGUUAUAUUGUCAAUGUCAUCCCACGGCACAAGCUAAAACCAGUCUGUCCCUGUAUCAUUAUGCGUGUUACAAUGUUUGAUUUGUUUGCAGUUUUAUUUAGAUGACUGGACCUUUCUGUAAACGUUUCUCCCAGAAGCCCUCCUCACAAAGGAAGCAUUCAUAUAUAUUUGACUAAAAUAAACAAAUAAAAUCAUUGAAAAGAA
Cyprinus carpio (common carp) is the source of this 11339-nucleotide messenger RNA. RefSeq lists its product as uncharacterized. The record is from RefSeq and is a predicted model, not a curated record. Lineage: Eukaryota; Metazoa; Chordata; Actinopteri; Cypriniformes; Cyprinidae.